Annulohypoxylon truncatum is the source of this 1195-nucleotide messenger RNA. RefSeq names its product S-adenosyl-L-methionine-dependent methyltransferase. The transcript is spliced from 2 exons. Bases 276 to 1100 code for a protein of 274 amino acids. The record is from RefSeq and is a predicted model, not a curated record. NCBI's taxonomy places the organism in Eukaryota, Fungi, Ascomycota, Sordariomycetes, Xylariales, Hypoxylaceae.
AGAAACAAAUAGGAGAUUCCUGUAUAAACUAUCGGAUGAAAUACAAUAUCUACCCAUACGUCCCAAUUGCCGAAUAAGAAGCUGAAGCAGGCAUGCAUGGAAUGCAAGUUCAGACAGGAAAAUCGGAGAGACUGAAAGGCAUAAUGUGAUAUCGUACUCACAUGCUGCUGAUAUGUCUCCAUGAAUGUCUCCGCGAAUGUUUCCGAGAGAAUCAAUACGGUUCAUGCACCAAACAGACACCUAUAAUUGCCUUUCCUCUCAAACAAGUCACAUAGAUGACUGGUGUGUGCGUAGUAGUAAUACCAUCGCUGUUACUCUUCUACGACCAUAUUUAUCACCAACACCAACUCGUCCGCUUCGUCGGAGCUAGAAAAAUGGCAACGGAUUCCUCCAGUGAGAGUACCCGCAAGUUUUGGAACGAAAAGGCGAAGGGCCUCUUCGAGCAGGAAUGGGUCCUCAGGCUAUUAGAGCAAGUGCGUGACUGUCUCCAAUCUAACGCCGACUGGCUAGAGAUUCGAAAGUCGUCAGACAAUGAGGCGCCGGUCAAGAUGAUCGACUACGCCUGCGGCAACGGCAUCGUUUCGCAGGCCCUGUUCGACUUCGCCGACGUCAUUCGCGGCGUCGAUAUCUCCGAUGCCAUGGUCGACCAGUACAACGAGCUUAGGCGCCAAUCUGGCAUUGCGCCCGAGCGCAUGCACGCUGUUCGCGGCGACUUCCUCGAUCCUAGCGACAACGAUGCCAUCGCAGGACCCGACUUCCACGAGGCCGACGCCAUCAUCAUGUCCAUGGCCUUGCACCAUUGCGAAGAUCCGCAAGCCAUGCUCUCUAAGUUGGUGGAUCGUUUGCGGAGGAACGGGGUGCUGGUAAUCAUUGAUUGUUUGCAGGACUCUGUAUCAGACCAUACGGGCGCGCCUUCUCACGCACACGACCAUUAUGUCGAGGAUAAACCUGAUGUUAGCUAUACUAUGAGUAAAAUCGGCUUUUCGGCCAGCGAGAUGAAACGACUCUUCUCGGACGCGGGUUGCGACCCCGAAACCAUCGACCUUCAUGUUUACAAAUCCCACAUGGCGCAGUGGUUAAAGCGUCUGGCCGCGCAUUAGCGUACAACUACGUGAAGCGAGUGGGUUCGAAUCCUACUGUGGGCAAUUUAACCAACGGUCCGAUUUUAUUCAGGUUUUUUCAUCCUGUUUUAGGG